Molecule: messenger RNA, 624 nt
Organism: Nicrophorus vespilloides
Lineage: Eukaryota; Metazoa; Arthropoda; Insecta; Coleoptera; Silphidae
Gene: Arfrp1
Product: ADP-ribosylation factor-related protein 1
Exons: 5
Coding region: 1-606 (201 amino acids)
Biological process (GO): intracellular protein transport; Golgi to plasma membrane protein transport; protein localization to organelle
Cellular component (GO): Golgi apparatus
Molecular function (GO): GTPase activity; GTP binding
Source: RefSeq, a predicted model, not a curated record
AUGUAUACCCUUGUGCAUGGAUUCUACAAGUACAUGGUGCAGAAGGAUGAAUACUGCGUGCUCAUCCUCGGUCUGGACAAUGCUGGAAAAACGACUUACCUCGAAGCUGCAAAAACGAAGCUCACCAAAAACUACAAGGGCAUGCAUCCGAGCAAGAUAACAACAACUGUUGGCUUGAACAUUGGGAAAAUCGAUGUGUCCGGGAUCAGACUGAACUUCUGGGAUCUGGGUGGUCAGACUGAGCUCCAAUCACUGUGGGAUAAAUAUUAUGCAGAGUCUCAUGGUAUCAUUUACAUAGUGGAUUCCAAUGAUAGGGAUAGGAUUGAUGAUUCUAAAGAGACUUUUGAUAAAAUGAUAGGUAAUGAAAAUUUGCAGGGAAUUCCACUGUUGGUUUUAGCAAAUAAACAAGACAUUCCUGAGUGCAUGGGUGUUAGGGAAGUGAAACCAAUAUUCAAUAAGAAUACACAUCUCAUUGGAAAAAGGGAUUGCAUGGUCAUGGCUGUCUCUGCUCUUACUGGGGAAGGAGUGGACGAAGGCAUCCGAUGGCUCGUCGACUGCAUAAAACGCAACGUGUACAUUCGACCUCCGAGGAACAACGAGAACUGACGAACGUAACCCACAUAA